Messenger RNA from Mesorhabditis spiculigera, 720 nucleotides. The record is from the annotation of a GenBank genome assembly. Lineage: Eukaryota; Metazoa; Nematoda; Chromadorea; Rhabditida; Rhabditidae.
AUGAGCGACGAUUUUGAGCAUUUUUACACAGAUCUCAAAGAAACCGAGAAAAAUGACUCUGUUCUCACGCCAGGGCAGCAAAUCGAGCGUCUGCUGCGGCCGGGAAGCACCUAUCUGAAUCUGAAUCCCUUUGAGGUUCUACAAAUCGAUCCAGAUGAGGAUGUGGAAUUGGCGAAGAAGAAGUUCAAGCGCCUCUCUUUGCUUAUCCAUCCUGACAAAAACCCGGAUGACCGGGAGCGUGCUGACAAGGCUUUCGAUAUCAUCAAAAAGGCGUUGGCCCAGCUCGAAAACCCGGAUGAAUUGAAGAAGUGCCGAGAAAUGUACACCGAAGCGCGAGCCCGACUAGCCAUCAUUAUGGGAGAAAAGCGUCGCAAGGCCAAGCGGGAUGGCAAAGACGCGACUACGAUUGAAGAAGACGAUCCGGCCGUGUAUCGAAAGGCAUUGUGGGUCGUCGUCACGCGUUGUUUCGCCGAUCGAGAAAAGAAACGUCGUGUUUUGGAGGAGAGAGCUAAUGAGGAGAAGAAACGCUGUGCCGAGCAAGCCCAAGAAGCUGCUGAAAAGCGAAAACUGGCAGAAGAGUUUGCGAAAAACUACGAGGAGUCUCGUGACGAUCGUCGAGGCAGCUGGCGCGACUUUGUUGUGAAGAAGGCAAAGAAGGAAAGCAAAGGCAAAUCCCUGCGCGGCGACUCCUUCAAGCCACCGCGGACGAAAAUCACCAAA